ACCCAUACAUCCAAUUUUAUCCAUAAAAUCUCACUCUCCUUUUUCUUCUUCUUCUUCUUCUUGUUCUUGUUCCCAGUUUCUCCAAAAUCCUUCAAGAAAAGCAGUUAAUUCUGUUCUGCCAGCUGUCGAAAUGGCGUUGCCGGUGGUGGUGGACGCAGAGUACCUCAAGGAGGUUGACAAGGCCCGCCGCGAUCUACGCGCACUCAUCGCCAACAGGAACUGCGCUCCUCUCAUGCUUCGCUUGGCCUGGCACGAUGCCGGAACCUACGAUGUCAAUACGAAGACCGGCGGAGCUAACGGUUCCAUCAGGAACGAGGAAGAGUAUUCACAUGGUGCUAACAACGGUUUGAAGAAGGCUAUUGAUUUCUGCGAGGAAGUGAAGGCAAAGUAUUCCAAGAUUUCAUAUGCGGACCUUUACCAGCUUGCGGGUGUCGUUGCAGUUGAGGUUACUGGGGGUCCCACAGUUGAAUUUGUUCCUGGAAGAAAGGACUCUAAAGUAUCUACAAAAGAAGGCCGGCUUCCUGAUGCUAAACUUGGUGUGUCACACCUUCGUAGUAUCUUCUAUCGAAUGGGCCUGUCUGACAAGGAUAUUGUUGCACUGUCUGGAGCACAUACGCUGGGAAGAGCACAUCAAGAGAGAUCAGGGUUUGAAGGGCCUUGGACACAGGAUCCUCUGAAGUUUGACAAUUCAUACUUCGUGGAACUUCUAAAAGGUGAGAGUGCGGGUCUGCUUCAACUUCCAACAGACAAGGCCUUGUUGGAGGAUCCUGAAUUUCGCCGUUAUGUUGAGCUGUAUGCAAAGGACGAAGAUGCAUUCUUCCGGGAUUAUGCUGAAUCACAUAAGAAACUUUCGGAGCUAGGCUUUGCGACAAGUUCAAAACCGAUUUUCCCUAAGGAUGGGACCAUACUAGCUCAAAGUGCUGUUGGAGUUGUAGUUACUGCAGCUGUGGUGAUCCUCGGUUACUUGUAUGAAGUCCACAAAAGAGGGAAGUAAAUGGAUUUGUCUCUCUCAGCAUAGAUUGUUACGUUUGUAUGACCCAGAAUGAACAGAAUUGGGUGCAUUUUUGCAGUUUCAGUAUCUCUUUCCCCUAGUACUAAUAAGAAUAAUGCAUUAAUGCUGCAACCUUUCUGAAUAGAUUGAGACUGGAUAAAACAAACUGAAUACUCCAUUUGAAAGCUACAUUACUUACAGUAUGUAAGCAGUAAAUACAAAUUUCUAUAGUCAUCAUCAUUAUGUA
Arachis duranensis is the source of this 1238-nucleotide messenger RNA. RefSeq names its product L-ascorbate peroxidase 3. Lineage: Eukaryota; Viridiplantae; Streptophyta; Magnoliopsida; Fabales; Fabaceae. Gene Ontology annotation, biological process: hydrogen peroxide catabolic process; response to reactive oxygen species; cellular response to oxidative stress. Gene Ontology annotation, molecular function: peroxidase activity; heme binding. The transcript is spliced from 9 exons. The record is from RefSeq and is a predicted model, not a curated record. Bases 131 to 994 code for a protein of 287 amino acids.